AUGCCGAAAUACAAAAGCAAGUCAAAAGUGAAGCGUGGCCAAGCUCUUCAAAACUAUUGGCAAUUGAGAAAUCAGCGGAAAUUCCAUUCAGAAAAUCUGGGCAAAGAUCCGUCAACUGAAUCUAAUGCAUUACAUUCAUCUACGACUAUUGCAAAAACUCACGUUCCGUUCGGUGUUGCAGUUGAUGAGGAGAUUCCGUUGCCAGAUAUUACGCAACAACAAGAUAACAUUUUACCGGAAUUAAUUAUUGAAAAGGAUCAACCAGAAACAGGAAAAAGAAAUAUAUCUGGCAGACGAAUUGUUGAUAUAAAAUACUUUUUUUCAAAAUUACAAGAAAUCAGCAAUCAUAGCCCAUAUAACUGUGGAGUACAAAGUUUAAAAAUUGUUGGAGAGAAACGAGUUGGACUGUCAUCCAAGUUUACUCUAGAAUGUUUAAUGUGUAAAGGAAAGUUUUUAUUAAGUAAUAUCCCAGCUGUGGUUGCCGGUGCAGUUUCUGUUGGUAUUGGCUACUCACAAUUAGAUGAAUUACUAUCAGCAAUCGAUUUACCUAUGAUGACUGAGCCUCUGUACCAAAAACAGCAUGAGUUUGUUUCUAACGCCUGGGAAAAAGCACUUGGUCAAUCCAUGCAAGAAGCCGCAGAAGAAGAAAAAAGGAUUGCUUUAGAAAAAGGUCGUGUAACCACUGGUGGCAUACCUAUUAUAGAUGUUAUUGCUGAUGGAUGCUGGAAAUGUUUUCACAGCAUUGUGGCCAAGUUAGUUGGGGGUAAAAGAGUAAAUUACUCUCUGCGAAGCGGCUAUCAAGCUAGAUGUUCAGCUUCUGCGGUUACGUUCAAUACUAAAAGAAAACCUACUACAAUAUUGUACAAAACGAUUGUUGGCAAAAGCCCUAAAGGCCGAAUGAGCACUUUCGAUAAUAAGUAUCGGAAACUCAGAGGCUUGAAGAAACGCGCCAAUUAUAAAAAGCCGCAGAAGACGUGUGACGCUAUAACUCAAAAUAAAGAUUAUGGUGAACAAAGCUCUAAACCGGAUAUGGGUGAAGAUGUUCUUAAUUUAAUGAAGGAAACUUUUUUAUCCAAUUUAAAAAAAAGUAAAGAAGAAAGAACAUGGAUUGAGCGGCAGACCAUUUUGCAAAGCGAGUCUAGCGAAUGGCUUGAACUUAGACGUUCUUUGUUGACAGCUUCGAACUUUGGCAAAGUGAUCAAAAUGAGGCCGGAUACUAGUUGUGCCAAUAUAGUAAAGCAAUUGCUGUACAAAAUUAAUAUAGAUGCCGUUCCUUUGCAGCACGGAAGAGAAUAUGAAAAAAAAGCGCUACAACAAUUAUCUAUGCAAGAAGCAGUGGAUAUAAGACCUUGUGGGCUUUAUAUAGAUAACGAAAUUCCGUAUUUGGGGGCUACACCAGAUGACCCAAGACAUACUAGAAAUAUGGAAAUUCGUAAUCCAAUCUAUGUAAUAGAAUCUAUAAAAAAAAGAAGAGAAAAAAAACUCAAGAAGAAAAUCCAAAGCAUAAUUCCAAUUGCUGAGCAGGAAGAAAAUACAACGCUUUCGUUAUAUCAAGAAUCGACACGUUCGUCAACACCAGUAAUUCCAGAAGCGGAGCAACCAACCUAUUCACGAUACUUUGAUUAUAAUGAAUUUUAA
Messenger RNA from Parnassius apollo (apollo), 1638 nucleotides. The record is from the annotation of a GenBank genome assembly. NCBI's taxonomy places the organism in Eukaryota, Metazoa, Arthropoda, Insecta, Lepidoptera, Papilionidae.